Molecule: messenger RNA, 3444 nt
Organism: Ruditapes philippinarum (Manila clam)
Lineage: Eukaryota; Metazoa; Mollusca; Bivalvia; Venerida; Veneridae
Exons: 19
Coding region: 22-3294 (1090 amino acids)
Source: RefSeq, a predicted model, not a curated record
UUGACUUCUCGACCAUGCACAAUGUUUACUGCUGUUGUUUUACCGAUUUUGCUAACCAUAUUUCAAGUAACUACCGUUUCUUCUUUAAGUUCAGACCCAUGUGAUACUGCUACUGACCUGCCUAUGAUAAAUCAACGAAUUAUUGGAUACAAGCUUGUAAAGGAUGAAAAACCUGUUUGUGAUAAAUACCUUCACUUUUUGGGCGAAUGGUUCAGUUUAAUGGGAAAGUAUGUCAUCGCUAAUACAACGCUGAAUUGUGGAACAAAUUCAAACUGGUACUUGAAAGAUAAAUUACCUAAAAAUGGCACUAAAGAUGUUGAAGUAUGCCUAAACGAAGGUCCCGGAAAAACAUGUUCAGAGAAAACAACGAUUCAAGCAAAAAAAUGUAGCAAAGGCUACGUUUUUCAUCUUUCACCAACUACAGCCUGCUCAGAAGCUUAUUGUAUACAACCUAUAGAUGGCAAUGUGAAAAGUGGCAGUGGUCCUCCUGAUAUAUCUAGUGUUAAUCCAAUAGUCAAUGUCGAGGUUGUUAAGAAAUACAAGGUCUCUCUAGAAUUCUACUGCGAUAUUUUACCGCCUAAAGGAACAGAUCUUCAAUAUGUCGUCGAGUGGAGUUUGUUUAGCGGCACAUCGUUAAUCGGGUCACUAUACAAAACAGCUUCCGUCAGAUAUUUUGGUCAAACAGAUUUCAGAAGCAAGACAUCACUUAAAGAGCACCAUUUAAAGUCAAACAAUAUCAAUACACCAGGAUUUACGCUUGGAUGUACAGUCAAGGCAAGAAAUGGUUCUGACGGCAUGUACAGUCAUUCAAGAAACAGCGCCGCAAGGUUUUUUGGAAUACAGGUCGCUAAUAUAUCCUCAGUGCGUUUAAAGGACAGUGAGACGAAAACAAUAUUUCUAAAAUUAACCAUUCCGUUUGGAUGUCCACAUGGAGAAUGUUUUUUAGAUGUAAAUACAUACAUUCCAAAAACGCGCGAUUCUUGUCUAAUCCACAGAGUUAGUCAUAGUGUCCACAGUGAAGGCAUUUUUUGUGGUGUCCGAUUUUAUAAAGAAGAUUAUGAAAAGGGCAGUUUGAAACCCUUUACAAUAACAGCAACAUUCGGCAAGAGCCAAGUGCUUCAAUCGGGCUUGGUAUAUGAUGUUGUGUUCGUUACCGGAACUAAACAUGAUCACAGUUUUUUCGCAAAUUAUCAAGCAGCUUCAGUACGAGUUGAACUGGAUAUAAAUCAAACAAAACUACAAGGAAAGGAAUGCUACUCAAGAAGUGACCCCCACAUGUUAACAUUUGAUGGAAGGAAGUAUGAUAAUCAACGAGCGGGUACUUUUAUAAUGUACAAACACAAAGAGCUAGCUAUUGAGGUACAAACUAAAACCAAACGCUGUUCAAAAUGGGACAAUACAAACUGGCGUCCGUGGUGUAAUUGUGCCGUAGCAGUUCGCGCAGGAAAAGAUUUAUUCAUCUCCGAUUACUGCAAAGACAACUAUAUUAUUCCGGCAAGGUUUGCAAUAUGUGAAGAUGGAAUUUUAUCACGAAGUGUAAAAAGAUUGCAGAACAAACAUAAGAUCUUUUUGCCUUCCGGUGGUAUCGUCGAACUUGAAAACGACGGGCAAUUUAUAAAUGUACAAAUAAAACCGUCUUUAGUAGAUUUUGGAAAGACAGAAGGUCUCUGUGGAUCAUUCGAUGACAACAAAGCAAAUGAUAAUGCAGUGCGGACAAAUUCAAAAGCAAGGGAUAGUUCUGAGAGUUGGAUUGUUAACGAAACGGCUGGUGAAAAUUUGUUUGAUAAACACAAUUAUCAAAAGUUGGAACAUUGGAAAGAAAGUAGGUACCUAUGUAGCUGUGUAAGGGAUACGUCAAGAAGUUACUCAGAUCCACUCAAUCCUGCAGUUAUGUGUGAUCCUUCUAGAAAGAUUUUAUGUCCGGAAGACAGGAAACUCGAUACUGUGAAACAUACCUGUGAUUUGUACCUAGAAAAGAGGCGAAAACGUUCUACUGACAAGAUUUUAUCGGAUCACUAUGAAAAUGCCGCUACCAGCUAUUUUCCAACGAAAGACUUUAAAAAUGACCAACCGUAUCCUGAAGUUUCAGUAUUGCUUUUAAAAAGAGGGAGGCGUUUUGUUUACAACAAUGUAACGGCCAGACUGGAUUGCCUUAAAAUGAUGAAUACUUCUACAUUUAGAACAUGCAAGAAAAUACCUGGCCUAGAUUUUAACAAUCUUAUUGAGAUUUGCAUUGCCGAUGCUAUGCUGACCAAUACUAUGAAUUGGACACUCAUGCAUCUAGAAGCUAUAAAGGCAAAAUGUAUUAAUCACGUUGAUGUAAUGCAACCAAUACCUGAAGAGGAAUUGGCCGAUCUCUUACCAUUGUUGGAUCAUGUCACAAAUACAACGAAGCCAGACAGUAGCUUGAAAACUACCUCAGCUGUACCAGUACAUACACAACCGAAUACAUCUAGCAAUUCCGGAUUUCUUUCUAUAUCACUAGAACUACUUAGCAAUAUAAAAGCUAAUUCCUGUCCGAAUGAAUGUUCCGGUCAUGGAAAAUGCACGAACGGAACCUGUUUCUGCGAUAUACCAUUCACUAGUUUUGAUUGCUCGAUAAACGGUACAAAACCACCAGUUUUGCUUGGAAUCCCGGAUAAAGGCAAGUGUGAUUUGAAUGAGAGGAAAUGUGCUGAAACCUCUGUGAUUGGCCGCAAUUUUGCUGAGACCAAGUCGCUCAAAUGUAGACUUAUAUCGUUUACGAUUGACAGAUACAACAACGUGGAAGUGGCAGAAACAGUCGAAACGUCUGGGUAUUUUGAAUCACUCUUUGAGGUAUAUUGUCCUCUGAGUAAUGGACGAGUAAAACGCUCCAAGAAUGCUGACCUUGCAGAUGAUUUUGUAUCUCGAGGGUUCCGUGUAUCUGUAAGCAAUGACGGCAAUGGAUACAGCGACGAAGACAGUAUUGUUAUAUUUGAUUCACAAUGCGUCGAUUGUUCUAAAGUAAAUGGGAAAAUAGUCUGCACUACAAAAACUGGAUUUUGCAUGAAAGGUGGUAAAUGUUUUCAUCCCGGCGAUAAAGUCGGCUGUCAGAUUUGCAAGACAAGCAGCUUUGGUUAUUCACAUUGGGAGAAUGGGCCAGAUUGCCUAACACCAGUCGCAACUGAAGACAAUGGAACAUUGUGGAUAAUAGGAGCAGUUUUAGGAGCCUUUGCCUUCAUACUCCUUUCAGUUAUAGCUGUGAUGUGUUACUUAAGUAAAAGAGGACGUACGCCAAUCCAGAAGAUUAAAUUGAUGGCUGAAAUUAAAUAGCGUCUAUUACAAUUUGAUAUUUACAGAAAUAAUAUACUUUCAAAGACAAUAAUUGUUGAAUUUCGCUUUUUUGUUUUUGUUUUAGCAAUUUUACAAGCCUUAAAGUGUCAUGUUUAUCAAUAAUGUAUGAUAAAUAAACACAAAUUUGUG